CCGUAAACAAAUAUCGGAAGCUAGCUGUUUGAGAUGUCGUGCAUACUGUGAAUUAAAAUCUGACAAUAGAGCUAAAGUAGAACCCAGACAGCGCUGUUGGUGUUACUUACAAUUACAUUAAGAGCGUUUAGUAAUGCUACUGAGCUAGCUGGCUAGCUUAAUAGCAUAACUGACGAUAUUUAAGGUUCCUACUGUUUCUUAAGUACACGUGAAUAUAAAUAUAUAUAUAUAUAACAAUGUCUGGACCAAAUGGAGAUCCAAACAUUUCUGCGGACGAUGGUAUUAUAAACGACGAAGAUGAUUUCGGCGAAGAAGAGUACUCUGCCAUCAACAACAUGCUAGAUCAGAUCAACUCUUACCUCGAUGACCUGGAAGAGCGGAACGACGCUCUUAAUGGCAAACUGCACGAACUGAUGGAGUCAAAUCGGCAAGCUCGACUGGAAUUCAGAGCCCAGUUGUUGGGCCCCCCAAAGGAGGAGGAUGUGGAGGAGCACUGUCCCGCAGCAGAUGGGGAGUCCUCCUCAACCAGCAAGGAGGACAUAAACGAGGAUAAAGAAGGCUUGCAAAUGAAUGACAUUAAUAUUUAGAUCAGGAGGUUAAAUUAAGGAAAAAGCCGGGAUAGAAAUACUAUGAAAGGUGACUCAACUCCUGAAAGCUCUCAUUUGGACUAGUGACCCUUUAUCUUCAUAGUUGACGCUCACAUCAGCAGGCGUGUGCGAUAGAUUACAUCUCCUCCUUUGCAGAGCUCAUUCCGGUUUCUCCUUUGGCAAUGUGCUGAUGUUCUGGUAACUAACCUCAAACAGCUUCUCAUGCAAGCUGGAUGUUACAUCAACUUCUUUAAUUUCACUGCAGACUUUAUAAAUCUAAAGCCAGAUGUGCCGCUUUGUAUUGGGAAGAAAAGGCUCUGUAGAGAUUUGUACAGGAUUAUGUGGGAGGUCACAAUGCCAAGUUCUAAAGCAAGAAAACGACUAAAUAUAUAUAUUUUUAAAGUUGGUAUUAAAACGUGGUCUUUGAUAAACAAGGUUCAAACUACAGGAUCAACCUUAAAUCUUUCCAGAUUCUGGACCUAAAUAUUGUUUUGAUACAGAUUUCAUAUCAAAAACUUCUCAAGCAUUUAAGUCAGUCCUUGUUAAACAGAGAAAGACUCCAAUUGAACUUCCUCAAGUGUUUCAUCGCAUUAGCUUUGCAAACCCUCCCAAAAAGUAAAUAGGAAGCAUUCGACACUCAUAUGUAUUAUAAUGCUUGUUGUGCAUCCUAACUGUAAACGCUGUGCUGUGUUCAGUGUCUGUUAAGUGUGAGCUGUAAAAUAAAAAAAACCCCGAAACAUUGGAAUUAUGAGACAUUUUUAAUAUAAAUUAAGAUGACUCCCAAACAGAAAACAAACAUCCAAAAAUACAAUAAACUUCCAGCAGUUAGAAAACAUCACCAGUUUGUUCAUCUCAAUUUGUCAGUAGCUGAAUAAAAAUACAAUAAGAAACGUACAGCUUUGUUUGAAGUCAUCCUUUACAUGCCCUUUUUUUUGCCUCUCCCUCUCUCUGUUCUGUUUCAGAGCUUAAAAGCACAGAUUAGAUCACGUCUCCUUCACUCAGAGAGAAUACAACACUAAUCAUGUGACAGUCGCUGACGUGACUACAAGGGUUGCUACGUAUGUCAGUCAGUCCUCUGUGGUUGAUAAUAGGUUUCUCUAAAACACAGGGUGAAAUGUUUCCAGAGCAGAGCGCUGGUUAUGAUGAAGGAAGUGGUGCUUCCUAUUUCACCCUCACCUGUGAGUAACACCUCUGGAUAAUCUACAGGACUCUUUGCUACAUUUUAACUGAUAGUUUUGUACUAUCGCCCAACUGUGUUUCUAUCCUUGGUACAGCAACUAAAAUAAAAUGAUGGUAAACUGGAGUCAAAUAAGCACCAACUUAAAACAAUGACAUUGGGCUGUGAAUGCUUUUAAAAAGGAUGAGUGGAAAACAUAAUUGUUUUUAUCUAAAUGUAGCCUGUGCCAUCGAUUCUGACCUGGAGGCGACAGCAGAGCGUUUAAACUGAAAAACAAGAUGUAGACAAAGUGCAUGCAGCCUUAUGCAAACGAGAAGAAUCGUCAUUUAGAUUAAGUGCCUUACUGCUAUAAGAGAAGCCUUUUAUUUUUGGCUGCCGACGGCCUUUUAAAAAUACACACACUCUUCACCGGACUAUAUUUUGACAAAGGGUGUCCAUUACCACAUUCGGCUCUUACAAACUGCUUUCAGUGUGAAGGGAACUACUGCUGACUGCCUUGUUCUUUUUGUUGCCCAAAACAUAAUCAGCAACAUCAAAUUAAACCCAAAAUCCCAGCCAUUCAUAAAAAAAGAAGAUAAAAUGCUGUGAACCAGGCUGCGAUCAGAUCCAAGAUUCAGCUUUUUUUCUUCACUCAGUCCAUGUGCCACUAAGACCUGUUUGUUUUAAAACAAAUGUUGACACCUGCUCAAGUAUGCAGUGUGCUUACAUUCUACAUUUCACCAUGUGCUAUGUGUGAUUAGCCAGUGUCUCCACUUUACCAUCAGUCCAGUCUUUUAUACUGGUAGGUUGUACUAACCAUCAGUCACCUAGCUAGCCAGAGAAUUAGCGUAAAAAAAAUAAAAUAAAGAAAAGCUGAUAAUGAGCCAUCUAAGACUUCCGAUUCUUGAGGACAACAGGGUGGGAAAUUAGCACUUUAGCGAGCAGUCUUAAUUUUAAAUGUCACUGGAGGAAUUCAGCUUAGGAAGAAAAG
Molecule: messenger RNA, 2734 nt
Organism: Pelmatolapia mariae (spotted tilapia)
Lineage: Eukaryota; Metazoa; Chordata; Actinopteri; Cichliformes; Cichlidae
Gene: bbln
Product: bublin coiled coil protein
Exons: 2
Coding region: 237-587 (116 amino acids)
Source: RefSeq, a predicted model, not a curated record